CAUUGUAGACGGCAAAUAUUUAUGUAUGAAUUGUAUGUGGACAGCCUACAAGAUGUGAUCUCGCGGGAUUUGCCAUGGUGGAUGAGAAAGGUAGUUGCUUAGCACAGCCCAUGAUUAAAUUGUUCCAUCUGGGAUCUAUCUACCCACUAUUGCAGUAGACAUGUAAAAUGGUAAGGGUUAUUGUUAAGGCUAGGGUAAGAGCAGGGGUUAAGGUUAGGCACUGACCAUUUCAUCACCGCGCACCGGGCACUGCACAGGUGGCGUCAGCACCCUUCUGGUGAGCGAGCGCGCCGCUGUUUUUGCGUGACCUGAUUGGAGAAUUAGACGGGGCCGCUCUCUUCCAUCAGCUCCGUAUUUACCCGGUAACCCGGUCCACUCACACAAUCAUUCAGGCCACCCCACCCCACCCACUUUCCCGCUGCUGGCAUCUACAAUCGUCCACCCGAGUCGAUGCUAGCUGGAAAAAGAAGAGCAGAAAUGAUGUCGGUCUCGGUGGUGUUCAUUGGAGUGCUGAUGCUGCAUUUGGUCUCCUCACAGAACGACACAACACAACCUAACUCAACCCCCAAAGAAAGUCCUAACCUACUCCCACCACCCACUAGCCUCUCUCCCAGCCUAGCAGUCCCAGUCCCCGACACGUCCCCAAAAGAGCCUUCCAUAAACUCGUCGGACCACAUCAUGCUGCCCACUGAUCACCACAGCCUGCCCAUCACUUUACAGUGCAACCUAACUUCAGCCCACAGUGCCCACAUCGAGAGCUUCUGGAUGAAGAAUGGAGAGGAGAUCGAAGACACCCGCAGAGAGAGAGCCAACACUGAGUACUACCUGAAGAAGCCCCGAGGAGAGGAUUCAGGGGAGUACAUGUGUGUCUACACCUUCGAUCGGGUCCUGUCUGCUAACGCCACCAUCGAGAUUAAAGCUGGUCCUGACAUCAUAGGCCACAAGCGUAGUGACAAUAAGAACGAGGGCCAGAAGGCCUUGCUCUACUGUAAGUCCACUGGCUACCCCUACCCUAUCUGGACCUGGCGCAAACUGGACAACGGGUUCUACAUGGACAUCAACAACUCCUCCGGCCGUUUCUUCAUUAACAACAAAGACAACUACACUGAGCUGAGCAUCAUCAACCUGGACAUCGACUCCGACCCGGGGGAGUACCAGUGUAACGCCACCAACAUGAUCGGCACCUCGUCCAUCGUGUCUGUGCUGCGGGUCCGGAGCUACCUGGCCUGGCUUUGGCCUCUGCUGGGCGUCCUGGCCGAGGUCAUCAUCCUGGUCAUCAUCAUCGUGGUCUAUGAGAAACGCAAGAAGCCAGACGACAUACAAGAUGAUGACGAACCAGCUGGACCAAUGAAAACUAACUCCACCAACAACCACAAAGACAAGAACCUUCGUCAGAGGAACACAAACUGAGCAGAUUGAUGUCUCAUUAUUAAUAAUAACAUAUUAUACAUGUAUUGACCAUAUGAAGGUAACCAGGAGAGGGAUCCAUAGCAAUGUGUUAAUGAGGAGGAGGAGGAGGAAGAGGAGGAGGAGGAGGAGCUACUGUAAAUGUCUGUAUUGUAUGAUGAGGCAUGCCUUCUGAUUUGAUUAUCUGUCUAUCGUGUGAUGGGGUGAAGAAAGUGAUCAAUGAAUGUGAUCCCCAUAACAUUAUGAAUGGUUUACGAAGUGUCUACGAAGCAUUAUAACCAUUGUGGCUGCAUGCAGUUAUUGAUUGUUGCUGUUUAUUUAUUUAUUAUUUAUUCUUAUCAGAUUCUUAUCAUUUUCUAUUUUUUACUAAUUCUGAAGUAACGCAUGCAAGGUAUUCUAACUUUCUGUUUGGUGUAAACAUGACAUGACUUUUUGCUCUCCGUCUCAAAGGGCACCCUAGUCCAUAUACAGUGCACUACUUUUUGACCAGGGGCCUGGGUCUCAAAUCCAAAAUGGCACCCUAGUCCCUAUAUAAUGAUCUACUCUUGACCAGGGCCCACAGGGUAGUGCACUGUAUAGGGCAGGGGUAUUCUGACCCUACUGUAUAGGGCAGGGGUAUUCUGACCCUACUGUAUAGGGCAGGGGUAUUCUGACCCUACUGUAUAGGGCAGGGGUAUUCUGACCCUACGAGGUCCGGAGCACUGCUUGUUUUCUGUUCUACAUGAUAAUUAUUUACACCCACCUGGUGUCCCAGGUCUAAAUCAGUCCCUGAUUACAGGGGGAUAAUGGGAUCAUUCUUUUGAUGAAUUUGAGGGAUAGACUUUUAGAGUAAAAGGUGCCAUCUAGAACCUAAAAGGGUUCUUUGGCUGUCCCCAUAGGAGAAUCCUUUGAAGAACCAUUUUUGGUUCAAGGUAGAACCCUUUUUGGUUCAUGGAUCCCAAAAGAGUUCUACCUGGCACCAAAAAUGGCUCUACCUGGAACCAAAAAGAGUUCUCCUAUGGGGACAGCCGAAGAACCCUUUUGGAACCCUUUUUUCUAAGAGUAUAUAAGGAAUAGGUUUCCAUAGGGAGGAAUAGGGUGCCCUUUGAGACGCUGGCCUGGUUUUGUUGACUUUGAGAGUGGCUUCAUGUUGAUAGAUAAUCAUUAUUUAUUUGUGUUGACUAUGAGAAUCUAAAGACUUUGCAAUGUAAAAGAAAAAUCGCCAGAGAUCGUAAUCUGGUAUGACAGUAAAUCUGUACAGUUUAUCAUUCUGCUGCAUACUAUUUUAUGUUGGUAACUUGUUUAACAUUUCAUCAGAUUAGAUUUGGUUUACAUUUUAAUGAGGGCUUUACAAUGUCCCCCGUCUUUUGACUUUGAUUGAGAAUUCCUAUAUUUUACAUGUUCUGUAUGUAUGUCUUUAUGAAAUCACCUUCAUAUAUAAUGAUAUAUGAAGGAUAUUCAUUCAUAAGAUGCACUUAAGUGUUGAAAAAGAAUGAGAAUUAAAAAAAUCUGUAUGAAUUUCAUUCAGUAGCUAAGCAACUGAA
Salmo salar (Atlantic salmon) is the source of this 2930-nucleotide messenger RNA. Lineage: Eukaryota; Metazoa; Chordata; Actinopteri; Salmoniformes; Salmonidae. The record is from RefSeq and is a predicted model, not a curated record.